GAAUAAUCUGCUUAGUACUAAAUACCCAGUAGACUGAGUUCUCACAAUUGUCGUGGACAUAAACAGACGAAUCAUUGUUUUCCCAUGAAAUGUAUACACUUCGUUAUUUUACCCGCGUUUAAAUUUUACAGUCAUAAAAAAAACAAGCGUACACAUUACACUUGCAGGAAAGCCUCCGCGUCGCUGGUUAAUCAUCAACUCGCCGUUUGAAUAUAAAAAGGGGGGCAUUAGGUGGACUAAAGAGGGACGCUUUUUCUGACAAACUUUUGCAACAAAAAAACGUAGUCUUAGAUUUUUACUUAAAAGCCACAGAAGACAAGUUUGUUGGUUGCCACCGGGAGAGUCGGCGGACGAAUUUUGACGAAACAAUUUUUUUUUCAGUGCGCCAUCAAACUCCGCAAAGUGCUCUUUUAGAAAAAUAAUAGCCUAUGGAGAGAGCGUGCGAUUAGGCGUAGCUACACAGGAAGACGGCUGCACGUGGUGUGUGCGCUGGGUUCACAGUCGUGCUCGCUUGUUGCAUGCAGCAGGUGAAAAUGCCACCGGCGGUUUAGCCACACCAUGAACUAACAUUCGCUUUUCCGUGGGGCACCUUAAACUUUGAACAUGUGCACGAGGUGUCAGAAAAUGGAUUGCAUCGCGCUGCUCCUCACGCUGGCCAUCGUCUGCGCCGGCGGUACGGCUCGACAGCAGAAGGUGCCACGAAUCCGCCUCUCCUUUCAAGAUCUCUUGGCAACUCAGUCUUCAGAGCACUUGCACCCAAUGCAUGGCUCAUCGGAUUAUCACAUCCUUCUGAUGGACGAAGACAAGGACAGGAUCUAUAUCGGAGCAAAGGAUUACGUCUAUUCACUCGAUAUGAAUAAUAUCAGCAGGACGCCUCUCAAAGUUCAUUGGCCGGUUGGGCCACUGAGGGAAGAAGAAUGCAAACUGGCUGGAAAAAAUCCCCAAGAUGAAUGCGGGAACUUUGUACGAGUCGUGCAGUCAUUUAACAGGACGCAUCUGUACAUCUGCGGCACCGGGGCUUUCCAGCCCAUUUGUACUUUCGUCACCCAUUCGUCUCUUGCACAGAACGUGGAACUAAAAAUCCCAGUCGAGAAGGCAGACUCUGGGAGGGGGAAAUGCUCCUACAGCCCUAAACUGGAGAGCAUUUCUUUCAUGGCAAACGAAGAGCUUUACUCGGCGGUUUACACCGACUUCAUGGCCACUGACGCAGCCAUUUUCAAAACGAUGGGAAGGCUUCCCCCGAUACGCUCUGACCAGUACAACUCAAAGUGGCUAAACGAGCCGGUGUUUUUGGCCAUCCAAAGGAUCCCAGAAAGCAGCGACAGGAAUGACGACAAGCUUUAUUUCUUUUUCCGAGAGAAAUCAGCCCACGGAGGGACUGGGAAAACGUCCGUUUCUCGCAUUGGGAGAAUUUGCCUGAACGAUGCUGGCGGUCAGCGCAGCCUGGUCAACAAGUGGAGCACGUUUGUCAAGGCGAGGCUGGUCUGCUCGGUAACGGACAGCACGGGCAUAGAGACGCACUUUGAUGAGCUUCAGGACGUUUUCAUAUUAAACACAGAAGACAUGAGGCAGCCCAUAAUAUAUGGAUUAUUCAGUACUGCUGGAUCUGUAUUCAAGGGUUCUGCUAUCUGCAUAUAUAGCAUGGCCGAAGCACGGCAAGUGUUCAACGGGCCUUUCGCACAAGUCGAAGGACCUGGCUAUCAGCAGCUUCCAUACCAAGGAAAGAUCCCAUACCCAAGGCCCGGAACAUGCCCAGGAGGAACGUUCACACCUUAUCUGAAGUCCACCAAAGAUUUCCCUGAGGAAGUGGCCAAUUUCAUACGGAAUCACCCACUCAUGUACAACCCCAUCUACCCCAUCGCCAAGAAGACCUUGAUCAUGCGAGUAAACACAGACUACAAGAUCACUAAAAUUGCAGUCGACCGAGUUGUGGCUGGGGAUGGCACUUAUGACGUCUUGUUCCUCGGAACAGACAUUGGAACCGUGCAAAAGAUAACAGUUUUGCCAAAGCAUGACGGCCUAUCCGAGGAGCUGUUUUUGGAGGAGGUAGAUGCUUUCAAGGUUCCAACACCAAUUCUCUCCAUGAAAAUAUCUUCGAAAAAGCAACAGCUGUUCAUUAGCUCGGCGAAGGGCAUCACCCAGCUCGCUCUGCACCACUGUGGCAUCUAUGGCAAGGCGUGUGCCGAAUGCUGCCUCGCAAGGGACCCAUACUGUGCGUGGGAUGGACAGCAGUGUUCCCGAUAUUACCCAACAAACAAACGGAGGAGAAGGCGUCAAGACAUAAGGCAUGGCAAUCCAUUAACAGAAUGUAAAGGAUUUAAUGUAAGAUCAUACAGGGAAGCUGUGGAAUCUCGGCAGUUCGGAGUAGAAGGAAGCAGCGUGUUCUUGGAGUGCGUGCCCAGAUCGGCGCAGGUGUCUGUGAAAUGGAUUGUGCAGCGACGUGACACGAAGAGAAAGAAAGAGGUUAUUUACAAUUCCAACAUAAUGCAAACGGAGCGAGGGCUCCUGUUUCGCGUGCUGCACGCAAACGACAGCGGGACGUAUUACUGCCUCACGGUGGAGUACAACUUCAAGCAUACCGUGGCCAAGUACAGCCUGAUAGUCAUGGACAUUGCGAUGGCCAGCGUCUUCACGGGGGAGGAUCCCCACAAGCCCUGGCAUCCGUCCCACCCCUCCAGCGUUGCACACGGUGCCCAGUUGCCCUACAAGGACUUCUCUCAGCUGCACGACCACCCGGGCAUUUUGGCCGGCAUCAGCGCUUGCCAGCAGCCACAGAGGCAGCCCGAGGCAGGGCCAGACACGCAGGCGGACGAGAGACGCCUGAAGGAGCACGAGGAGAGGACAAAGAGAAGGGACAGGAGCCAGAGGAGGGUCGUGGUAAAGAAGUCGUGAAGGCAUCAUCUUCUGUGCCGUAGCCAUUAUUCUAGCUAACAAUUCUGGGGCUUUUUUUUUAAAGAUGAUCUUUUAUUUUUAGAUGUUGUUAGUUUCAUGUUAGAUUUUAGAUUUUUUUUGUAUAACUUGUGUAAAUAAUUAUUAGCACAUUUUCUGUUGCGUUUAAGGGGUGUGAUUAGGGCUACUCUAUGACAUUUGUAAAUUAAUGAUAUUAUCGCUGUUGUUCACCCAGCAGUACAAGUGGGAAGACCACACUGAGUCGAUCGACAGGCCACGUGUGGUGGGAUAGAGUGUGGGUAACUCUGACCUCUUUCAAGACGUCUGGCCAUGGGAGUAUGCCUAAAUACCAUGGAGAGCAGCUCACCAGAGGCCCUUCUGCCAGCAGUGGUGCCAACAAGCAAUUGCAAGGCUGCACCAUUUACCUUUUGUUCAGCAGCCCUUUGCCAAGACUUCUUUUUUUGUUGUUGGGUUAUUCACCCCAUUAAUGGCAGGCAUCGUUCUGAAGGGAUCGCCUUCGCACGCAACAGUCGUGCACUGCUCGCGACGCUGAUGCGGCAGCCACUGCUGCAUUGCGACUGCGGCAUUGUGGAGAGGACCGCACACAAAAGGCUCAGCGGUGUACGCGUGCGCUCUUCCACUCGAUUUACCAAACAGGCACUUCUUUAAUUGUGUGUGUGUGUAGACGUCUCUCGGCAGAUUAUUUACUUUGCAUUGUCUCCCCACUGUGGGAGGGGACCUAAAUUUAUGUUAAACUUUAUUCGCACCGUACGUAGCCAACCUUGCUAAUCGGAGGUGCGGGGGGGGGAUGACGACAAACGAACACACACAAAAGCAGUUCUCAAGAAAUGGGUUUUCAAUCUAGAUUUUAAAAUGCAUAGCCCCAGUGGCUUCCUAAUAUCGGAAGGAAGAGCGUUCCAGACGGUUGCAGUGACCGCCUAAAUAAUAGGACGUGAGAGCACCCAUAGGGAGUCGUAAUACUUCUCUCUAAUACUAUGCUCUAAUGCAGAGCAUCGUGUUAGAGCAUCGUGAUAAAGAUGCCGCAUGGAUUAACUGUGAAAUAAAAUGAACUACUGUCCUGUA
Lethenteron reissneri (Far Eastern brook lamprey) is the source of this 3972-nucleotide messenger RNA. Its product is annotated as semaphorin-3C-like. Lineage: Eukaryota; Metazoa; Chordata; Hyperoartia; Petromyzontiformes; Petromyzontidae. Gene Ontology annotation, molecular function: chemorepellent activity; semaphorin receptor binding. Gene Ontology annotation, cellular component: plasma membrane. The record is from RefSeq and is a predicted model, not a curated record. Gene Ontology annotation, biological process: semaphorin-plexin signaling pathway; axon guidance; positive regulation of cell migration.